This is a messenger RNA of Aspergillus calidoustus, 1790 nucleotides long. NCBI's taxonomy places the organism in Eukaryota, Fungi, Ascomycota, Eurotiomycetes, Eurotiales, Aspergillaceae. The record is from the annotation of a GenBank genome assembly.
AUCGUCCCCCGUAAACCACACGCUAUUCCCGUCCCCAAUCUGGCGCGGGGUUUCAAAAUCCCGUAUUCUCUGAACUGCGGGGCCGUCGACUGCGAAGUCGCUGCAAAUGACUCGGCGAUUUUUCUGUCUUAGUCCAUGGAGAACGAACAGUGGAUGAUAUCCUAGGGAACUUCUGCCCCUUCACUGUCAGAGAGAACAAUGUAUCGACUAUCAGAGAUACAAGCGCACCGCCGCGAGGGCGAUUGCUGGAUUGCAAUCCAUGGGGCCGUGUACGAUAUUACAACCUUCCUGCCCGCGCACCCCGGCGGCAAAGCCAUCCUCCUCAAGCACGCGGGCUCCGAUGCAACGGCCGCCUUCGACGCCGUCCACCCUAUAGAGCUACUAGAUGAGUAUCUCAGCGCCGAGCAAUGUCUGGGGAAACUGGAAGAUGAUACUCAAGGUACCGCCCUGAAGACAAACAUUCACCGACAGGCCGCAAAGGAGGUGGAUAGUGACCCGCCUCCAGUCCGUCACAAUGCUAUUCUCAGCCUCGCUGAAGUGGAAUCCCUCGCCCUGAACCGUCUCUCCCCGAAAGCAAUAAGCUACUACGCCUCCGGAACCGACGACGAAAUUACAAAAUCUGCCAAUGGGACAAUCUACAGAUCCAUCCUCCUCCGCCCGCGCGUCUUCGUCGACUGUUCGGCUUGCGAUCUCUCAACAACCAUCCUGGGAAACCAGGUCGGACUCCCGGUCUUCGUUGCGCCCGCGGCAAUGGCCAAGCUCGCGCACCCCUCGGGCGAAGCGGGGAUCGCGGCCGCCUGUUCGGCCUUCAAUGCGCUGCAGAUGAUCAGCAAGAACGCCUCAAUGUCCGUCCCCGACAUCGUGCGCGCGGGACCGGAGGCAGUCUUCGCGUGGCAGCUAUACGUCCUGAAGGACCUCGCAGCUACAGAACGAACACUGGCCAUGAUUCGGAAAAUCCCGCAGAUCAAAUUUCUAGUCCUUACGCUCGACGCGCCCUUUCCCGGGAAACGCGAAGCAGACGAGCGGUUCAAGGCCGCGGAAGUCGCGGCGGGGACGUCGGGUCCCCAGGUUUGGGGCACAGAGGCGGGACUCACGUGGGAAAAGACGCUCGCCUGGCUUCGGAAACAUACGGAUCUCCCCAUCGUGCUGAAAGGGGUCCAGACGUGGGAAGACGCGGCGAUGGCAGCGCGGUACUCCCCUGCUGUGCGCGGGGUCAUUCUCUCGAAUCACGGUGGGCGCGCGCUGGAUACGGCGACGACGCCUGUGCAGGUGCUUUUGGAGAUUAGGAAGUUUGUUCCGUGGGUCUUUGAGAACAUCGAGGUGCUUGUUGAUGGGGGGAUCAGACGGGGCACGGAUGUGGUCAAGGCGUUGGCGUUGGGGGCGAGGGGCGUCGGGAUUGGGAGGGCGGCGCUUUAUGGGUUGGGGGUUGGCGGGGAGGCGGGUGUGAAGCGGACCCUUGAGAUUCUUGCGGAUGAGAUUGCGACGGCUAUGAGGUUACUUGGGGUGAGGAAGGUUGGUGAUCUGGGGCCUCAGCAUGUGAAUACCGCUGUUUUGAAUCCAUUGGUCUACGAUGGGCCGGUUGAAGAGGGGUUGCUGGAGGAUGGAUUGAGGGCUAAGCUAUAGACACUGAUACAUAGACCCUACAACUUCGGUUAUCUAUUCGUUGUCUGAAGAAAUGUAAGCACGUUCGAUAUAAUAGAGUCUUGCCGUCCAGGCAGUAUCUUUGUACUUGAGACGCGGGGUACGGCAUUAGUACUGGAAAAUAGCGAAUGAUGUAUUCUGUAUUGAAG